UAUUACCUCAAUAAUUUAAAAUCAUUUUCAUAUAAAAUUUUUAAAUUAUUAAAAAAAAUAAUGUAAUUACCCCAAGUCACCAUUAUUUUUAAGGUAAUGUAACUACUGCAAAUCACUAUAAAUUUUAGACAAAUCACGUGUCAUGUACUCAAGAUCCGUACUUCUUCAAAGUCAUCUUGACCGUCCAAAUGCACCUAUGUCCAACUAAAUCGACGCUCCAAAAUUCUUUCUGCAAAAGUGUGUUGUAAAGCUACGUUCUAUAAAUAGCACAGACCUCCAUUGCCACAACCCCACACUCUCCAACAAAAAAAGCAAAACAAAAAUGGCAACAACCUUUGGCAAUGGUGGUGGGAGUUCUGGUCACGGCGGUAUCGAUGGCGAAGUUGAGGAUGCUCGUCCAUGCUUGAAAAGGUUGGUGGACCAAGGCAGUGUUGAGAGCCGUAAGUUUUACUUGGCACGCAAGACUGCUUGGGAAAUGCUCAAAGACCGAGGCUAUAAAGUGGCUGACUCGGAGUUAACUCGCUCACUCGCUGAGUUCCGUUCCGAUUUUGGAGACAAACCAGAGCUCGAACGUCUACGUAUCUCUGCUUCUCUGCGUUCCAACCCUUCCAAAAAGAUCUUGGUUGUCUUCAUGGGAACAGAUGAUAUCAGAAAAGCAACUGUGCGAGCUCUUCAUUGCCAGAUUCUUAAGGAAAGCUUAAGUGGGCUGAUACUGAUUCUGCAGAGCAAAAUGAACUCCUUUGCUCGAAAAGAACUGGAGAGUUUUCCAUUUAAAGUGGAGGUUUUCCAAAUUGCUGAUCUGUAUGUCAAUGUAACAAAGCACCAUCUGAUGCCGAAGCAUGAGGUGCUGACCGCUGAAGAAAAACAAAAGUUGCUGAAAAAAUACCAGUUGGAAGAUAAGCAGCUCCCCCAGAUGCUACAAACUGAUGCAAUUGCUCGAUACUAUGGACUGGAGAAGGGACAGGUGGUGAAGGUUACUUAUAGCGAGGAAUUUUUUCAAUUAAAUGAACAAUAUUGUUGUGUUGUUUGAUGCUAAUGUAUUUGAAUUUCUUCGAUGAUUAAUCUCUUCAAAGUGGUACUUAUGGGAAACAUAUUUUUUACGGUUUGUAAAUGGCAUAGCUGUGGCUUUUUCUGGAUCAUGUUCUUGAAUGAUGUACCGAAGCCUGGCAACUUAACAAUUUGGAAGAUGAUAUUUUCAUUAACUCACUGGCUCAUUGCUAGUUUUUCUUUUAUGGGACUGACUGAGAUUAGAAACAAGCUGCAACCAGAGCAAUUGCCCUUGUUCAAGAGAUAUGCUGGGCUUGUUUUAUUAUUAACAAGUUGAGUAAUGAGUAAUUUGUUGAAUUUCCAUUCAAAUUCUUAAUCCAUUUUAGCUUAAG
This is a messenger RNA of Durio zibethinus, 1379 nucleotides long. NCBI's taxonomy places the organism in Eukaryota, Viridiplantae, Streptophyta, Magnoliopsida, Malvales, Malvaceae. The record is from RefSeq and is a predicted model, not a curated record.